UAAGUCAUUCAUCGUCAAAAUUCGUCGGCAUUCACUUAUCGCUUCUGACAAUUAGUUCCACGCGAUCAGUGUCGCUUAACGGUAUAAUCCCUUCCGUCUGAUAACAAAGAACAUAAAUAACUGAUAAUGCCACGGAAGAAGAAAGUGUCAACCUGCUCUGAUGAUGAAGACUUCACAUUGGAAGAGAAAUACAAUAAAGACGACCUUCAGAUACGGGCACCAAGAAAUGCUGCUAAUGCGAGGGAACGAGCAAGAAUGAGGGUUUUGAGCAAGGCAUUUUGUAAGCUCAAAACAACCCUGCCUUGGGUGCCAGCAGACACAAAGCUCAGUAAAUUAGAUACCCUCCGAUUGGCGGCCACAUACAUUGCUCAUCUAAAAGCAGUUUUACGUGAAGAUAGUGAGUCUUAUCUGGAUUCGAAAUCUUUAUCAGUAACACUGUCAUGGCCAUUUGCUAUUCAAAAUGCAACAACUCCAUCGAUAUUGGUCAAUAAUAGCUGUUCUGUAUCAUCAUCAUCGGAAGUAUCAUCACCAAAUAGGCCCUACAAUAAUAGAUCCCAUGUCCAAUCGAAUGAAUACCAAUGUUAUCAUUCAGAAAACCACGAGAACAUGCAAGUCAAUCGCCACAGUCAUGAAUCUGCUCAAGUUUAUCCAUAUUAAUAUCCAACAAUCUGGAUUGAAAAUAUUUUUAUAACUUUAAAUUAAUGAGUAUAUUUAUUUUUCAAUGUUUGUUAUUUAUUAAUCAGUAGCUUUGGUGAAGAAUAACAUUCAAA
Molecule: messenger RNA, 770 nt
Organism: Chelonus insularis
Lineage: Eukaryota; Metazoa; Arthropoda; Insecta; Hymenoptera; Braconidae
Gene: HLH54F
Product: HLH54F
Exons: 2
Coding region: 127-657 (176 amino acids)
Biological process (GO): developmental process; regulation of transcription by RNA polymerase II
Molecular function (GO): DNA-binding transcription factor activity, RNA polymerase II-specific; protein dimerization activity; RNA polymerase II transcription regulatory region sequence-specific DNA binding
Source: RefSeq, a predicted model, not a curated record